Patiria miniata (bat star) is the source of this 5269-nucleotide messenger RNA. RefSeq names its product mitogen-activated protein kinase kinase kinase 1-like. Gene Ontology annotation, molecular function: protein kinase activity; zinc ion binding; ATP binding. The transcript is spliced from 19 exons. Gene Ontology annotation, biological process: protein phosphorylation. Lineage: Eukaryota; Metazoa; Echinodermata; Asteroidea; Valvatida; Asterinidae. The record is from RefSeq and is a predicted model, not a curated record. Bases 323 to 4105 code for a protein of 1260 amino acids.
AACCACCCCGGGAAAAUCACUGUGGAUUACUUUUCAGCGGAUGUAAUUGCGGUUUGUGGAAUUGUCGUAGGCGUUACUUUGACUUGCCUGGGACGGCCGAUCUGCUUGAUUUCCGAAUGAUCACCUAGGAUAAGAUAAAUUCGACCGAGGAUUUCUCGACGACCGUCUCGGUAAAUUGAGGUGCUCAGCCCGUGGGGGUGGGCACGUUGCCUUGGUGCUGCGACGCUUUGGAAUAAUUUUUUUUUUGACACCACAGGAACUUUUGUUUUAACACAUUUUUGGACCAGGUUUAAGUUUGUUCAGCUGCUUGGUCAUCUCUUGAAUGGAAACCAGAGGAGCUAGGUCAAAACGAGGGAUUUCAAGUCGCGAUCCUUCACCGGAGUUGAGCAAAAGUCGACCGCGAACGAAACGGGACCAGUCACCGAAGAGCUGCAGCGGUGACAACGGGGCGAGGGCGGCACCUUGUGCGGGGCAAUCGGUUGCGUCAUCCGGCGAGGUAAACAAGCCCGUGGGCGCUGGGCCAGGGGCUGGCGGUGGCGGUGGUGGUGGAUGCUCUAACUUAAAUGGGAUGAUCGAAAAGGACAAGUGGAUGGCUAAGAUGGAAGACCCGUUGGAGAAACAGCGAAUCAGGGAGCGGCUGAGAGCGAUGCCUUCUGGGAAAAAAGACGGAGAAGAAAAGCAACGUGGUAGGGGGCCCAUGGUUGUAAGACCUCCUUCCCCUUCAUCCCGCCAAAUAAGUUCGGGUGCGUCGUCUGGGUCCAAGGUUGAUGUUGCUAAAAGACCCUCGACUCUCCGAACAAAACGUUCGCCUUCACCCAGACAGACACCAGAGUCUGUCUUUGCCCAACAGGUUGUUUGCCGGUCUGGUUCCCCGACUUCUCCAAGGAUAGCCAGACACAGAUCCAGAAUAUCCCCAGUGAAUUCGCGACCUCCUUCCCCGCCUUUCUCCUCACUGAAGCGAAGCCCCUCCCCCUCCCUGAAGCGAAGCCCCUCCCCCCAGGGGGAGAUCAGCAUCGCCAUAGCGGAGGAGAUUCUCCAGAAGAGAGUUGAGAGGGCGCUGCACGCCAGGCUGUACCUCCUGCAGCAGAGUGGACCCAACUCAUUUGUGAUUGGCGGAGACUCGCCCAGUCACAAAUACAAGGUCACGAUUGGCCCACAGAACUGCAACUGUACGAAAGGGCCGUUCUGCCUACAUGUGCUGUUUGUUAUGCUGCGAGUCCUACAGGUGCCGGAAGGCGAUCCCAUUCUUUGGAGCCGAACACUUAUGAAUUACGAGGUGGAGGCGCUCUUCAAAAACUACCAAGCCCGACAGAAGAAACGUCUGAAACGCUCCAGCAAAUCAACCAGUCAGCACGAGAGGAAGUCUUCCCAUGAUGCGUCAGCAACGACAAGUACGAGCACGUGCACUACGUCUCUCAACAGCACAACAAGUAGCGACCAGAGCAACAAGGAGGAGGAUUUGUGUCCAAUCUGCCUCUUGGAGAUGGUCGACGGGGAGAGCCUGGUAGUCUGCCAAGACGGUUGCCGCAACCGACUGCACCACCACUGUGUAGCCAUCUGGGCGGCAGAAUGCGAGAGGCAGAACGAUCCCCUCAAUUGUCCCCUGUGCCGCACCAAGUGGGACACACCCCCCGAGGAUGGCAGUGAUGCACCCCCAAACACACGGAAGCCGUCCCCAGCCCAGUCCCCAAGGCUGAUGCGAAGGGCCAGCCGGCAGAAUUCGGAGGCCGGGGAGCUGCCCCAAGAAACACAGUCCUGGAUUGAGGUGUUUUCAGAGGACCUGAUUCGUCCGUUGUUUUCGAGGGAGUGGUCGUUACGAGAGAGCGCUUUCCACCAAUUGAGGCCCGCCAUACGUGCCAAGAUCCAGCCACACGAGGGCGCUGUUUACACACCAGAAGACGAAGCCGUCAUCAGGACUUGUUGUAGGAUCAUAGCCCUGGGCUGCUCGGAUCCGGUCUACAAAGUCUACGUGGCUGCUUUGAAAGGGCUGCGCACCAUGCUGUCGUGUAUUCAGUGUUUCAACGAGGCGGACCGCCAUCGGCUGAGAGAGGAACUCAGACAUGUCGUAGAGCCCAUCCUCUUCAAAUGUGCUGACGGCAACAGGCGUACCAGUCAACUUUCCAUCUCGGCUUUGAUUGAGCUCAGCAAGGGUCAAGCAGGGGAGCUGGCGGUUGGACGAGAAGUCUCAUCCUCUGAUUUUGUUGGUCUUGGUGCUGUGGAGUAUGUGGAGGAGUGCAUCUUUGACUCGUCUCUGUCCUUUGAGCCGGCCUGGCAACCCCAUCUUGGCCGCCUGUGCGUCCUGGAGAAGCUCAUGAAGGAGUUCCCCGAGGAGUACGUCCCUAGCGAGGAGGAUGGCUCGCUGCAGGCCGCCAACUGCGACCACUUGAUGCGGGUGCUUCGGUUCGCCUUGCAGGCGGCCCGCAACAACCACAGCCGCAUCUGCAAACUGGGCAAGAGAGUGUUUGUCAACAUCGCCCGCAACACGGUCCACAUGCCCGUCAUGUACGAGAAGGUCUGCGACUCGUUGCUGGAGCUGGAAGCAGACCUCCAGCACGGGCUGCGGCGACGCCUGACCAACAUCCUGGACGACUUUGAGGCGUCGAGGACCGUUGCUGAGCGAUUACAGGAAACCGAUCUGCACAUAUACGGUAGAGUAGUUCAGGACAGUGAAGUGAGCUCCGUGCAUGAUGAGGACGAGCUUCUUCACUUUGCAGGAGAACAGGACGUUAAGACACCGGAGAGGAAACUUAGCGACAACAAAGAUCCCAAAUCCCUUGCAGUUGUUUCGGAAGGUAUCCUUACCCCACCUCCGACCCCACCGUCGCAUAACUCUUCGCAAUCUCAAAGGCCAACGUCCAAAAUCCCGCAGUUGAAGCAAGACAGGUAUGCCUCCAACAGACCACACCUUGCCUUCAAGGGGGACAACAGGCCCAAUUUAAGCGAUUUCUCGCCCAUCCAGAGAGAAGCUGGAGCUUCAAAGACUGAGGAUCUCUCCGACCUAUCCCUGUCCAUUUCUCCGUGCUCGCCCACCGACCGGGCCAUCACGUUCAAGAAUGAGAUCGCCACGGCCAGCACGCUGUCCCCGAAACACGUGCCCGGCGGCCUGAGCUGCAAGGAGCAGAUUGAGAUGGAGGAGGCGGAGGCCAUCGUGGUUGCCAUGGAGACAUCCAUCACCCAGAAUCCUCUCCCCAUCGUGCCAGGGUUGUCUCCUGGGAAGGACCAAGAUGUGAUUGUUCAUAUACAGAGUGAGGAUGGGGAAACACCCAGAGAAAAGUGCUACGUGGAGAAGGAGCAUUGGGUGAAGGGCGUCUUACUUGGGACCGGGGCCUUCUCCAGUUGCUACCAAUCCAGAGAUAUCAGGACAGGAACCCUAAUGGCUGUCAAGCAGGUAUCGUUUAUUCGCAACACAAAAUGCGAACAGGACAAAGUUGUGGAGUCUUUGAUGCGGGAAAUCAACCUGAUGAAGGAGUUGGAUCAUCCAAACCUGGUCAGACUGCUGGGUGCGACGAGACACAACGGCCACUUCAACGUCUUUGUCGAAUGGAUGGCCGGUGGUUCUAUUUCCUCGGUUCUGUCAGCUUACGGUGCUUUUGAGGAGCCAGUGGUUCUAAAGUACACACGGCAGUUGUUGACUGGGGUUGCCUUUCUGCACAGCAAGCAUGUCAUACACAGGGACCUCAAAGGUGCUAAUCUUCUGCUGGACAGCACCGGCCAGCACUUGCGCAUUGCGGACUUUGGCACGGCGGCUCAGAUGGCCUCAAAGGUCACGGCGGAAGGAGAGUUCAAAGGUCAACUCAUCGGCACCAUAGCCUUCAUGUCACCAGAGGUUUUGCGUGGAGAGCCGUACGGUCGAACAUGCGAUGUUUGGAGCAUCGGUUGCUGUAUGGUAGAGAUGGCGACGGCUCAUCCGCCAUGGAACGCCUCAGCAAUCUCCAACCACCUACAACUCAUCUUUAAGAUUGCGAGCGCAGAAGGACCGCCGCCCAUUCCGGACGAGAUGUCGACAGGCACCAGAGAUCUGAUGCUGCGAUGCUUUGAGCACAAAGCAGCAAACAGGGAAAGCGCCGCCGAUCUACUGAAGCACGCCGUCUUCACCAGGUUAUGAAAAAUUGGGUGAAUUUCAGGCUAGCGGCUAGCAGGCUAUAGGACGGACGCCGCAGAAUGCAGCUGUCAACCUAAGGCAGUUAAAUUGCAGUAUUAAAAUGGGUUAAUUUUGGUGCUCGUUCUUUUGAAAAAUAUCACCAACACUUUGGACUAUGGGCUCCGUGCGCCGACGAAAGAGGGCGCCCUUUUACCUAGCAACAACGUCCCACGGGCGGGACAUUUCGCUGGUUGACACGCACCGUUCCUUGUGUGUGACGCACGUACACCAGGGGAUUUGUACCAUGUACACGCAGUGGCCGUGCUUCGCGGCAAAUGAAUUGCAGUCAGGCAAGGUGGCGUCGGUCGGUCGCCCCUAACUGUACUCUCUGUGCCGGUGAGGGGGUACUUGUGAACGGAGCGGAUAAGUACUGAAAUGGUGCUUUUACCUCACCUAACCUAAAGGAUCAACUUUUGGAAAUGUUUACCAAGAAAAUGUCUUCUACAGUCACUACCAAAACUUGUUUGUAUUCACUGUGUAUUCAAGAAUUUCAAGAGGAUUUGGGCAGGGUAUGACAGAAUCGAAUGUAAAGUUAAUUACUUUGUAAUAUUCCUUACUUGAUUCCUGCCCAUAGGGCUUGUGAGCUUUUGCCAUGAAGGAAAGUGAUUCGUUUUAAGUCAAACAUGAGGUUAUAUUUAAAUAUUUUAUUUGUCCCCUUGGGGUCACUGCCCAAUGGAAUUGUAAGGUGAUACUUUGUGGCAAGCUACUUAUAUUAAGUGAUAAAUUCAAACAUGAGGUUAUAUUUAAAUAUUUUAUUUGUCCCCUUGGGGUCACUGCCCAAUGGAAUUGUAAGGUGAUACUUUGUGGCCAGCUACUUAUAUUAAGUGAUAAAUUCAAACAUGAGGUUAUAUUUAAAUAUUUUAUUUGUCCCCUUGGGGUCACUGCCCAAUGGAAUUGUAAGGUGAUACAUUGUGGCCAGCUACUUACUAUUAAGUGAUAAAUUCAAACAUGAGGUUAUAUUUAAAUAUUUUAUUUGUCCCCUUGGGGUCACUGCCCAAUUUGGAAUUGUAAGGUGAUACUUUGUGGCCAGCUACUUACUGUUAAGUGAUAAAUUCAAAUAUGAGGUUAUAUUUUAAUAUAGAUUUUCCCGGCUAUGUUAAAACGUUUAUCAUUUGAAUUCACCGUUUC